This is a messenger RNA of Panicum virgatum (switchgrass), 966 nucleotides long. Its product is annotated as pollen allergen Phl p 11-like. Bases 49 to 549 code for a protein of 166 amino acids. The transcript has 2 exons. NCBI's taxonomy places the organism in Eukaryota, Viridiplantae, Streptophyta, Magnoliopsida, Poales, Poaceae. The record is from RefSeq and is a predicted model, not a curated record.
UUCCCCCCCUCCCGAUCGAUCGAGAGACCACCCGAGGCAUUAAAUUACAUGGCGCAGGCCACGAUGGUGAUGGUCGCCGUGCUGGCCGUGGCGGCCCUCGCCGGCGUCGCGUCGGCCGAGAAGGCCGGCGGGUUCGUCGUCACCGGCCGCGUCUACUGCGACCCCUGCCGCGCCGGGUUCGAGACCAACGUCUCGAAGAGCGUCCCGGGCGCGACGGUGGAGGUUGUGUGCCGGCCUUUCGGCAGCACCAAGGAGACGCUCAAGGCGGAGGCGACGACGGACGAGUACGGGUGGUACAAGCUGGAGAUCGACCAGGACCACCAGGAGGAGAUCUGCGAGGCGGUGCUGGCCAAGAGCUCCGACCCGGCGUGCGCCGAGGUGGAGGAGUUCCGCGACCGCGCCCGCGUCCCGCUCACCUCCAACAACGGCAUCAAGCAGCAGGGCGUCCGCUACGCCAACCCCAUCGCCUUCUUCCGCAAGGACCCGCUCGCCGACUGCGGGGACAUCCUCGAGAAGUACGACCUCAAGGACGCAUCGGAGACGCCAUGAUUCCUCAUCAUCAGCACCUACUCUUAGCUGCUACUGCUAUUAGCUUCCAUCGAUCAUGCAUUAUUGAAGCAGCCAGGCAGGCGCCGGCCGGCCGGCCGGAGGGGUCUUAACAUACAUACAUACAUAGUACAUAUAUAUUUAUAGGUGUCUGUCUCCGGUCAGCCGCCGGGCCGGCGUCGGAGAAGAUGAGGUACGCUGUUUGUGUAGCCGCCGGCCGAGUGGGCGUUUUCGACUUCUAGUGUACACUGAGAUCUAUCUGUCAGUUGGACCUCAUCAAUUUGCAAGCACAUUCUUAUUCUUAUAUAUACGAUGCUGCUUCUUUUUUACUUUUUUUUUUCCUCUCUUCUCUCCUCAUGUACUGUAACCACCCUUGAUUGAUUCAGAUGUUAUUCUCUAAUUAAUUUGAUCAAUGUGACU